CCUGCACAGCCGGAAAGCGGGGCGGGAGGAAGUGAUUGCGUUUUCCUCUUAGGCGGCGCCAUUUUGUGCUCAGAGCCGCUACAGCCGCUGUCGGUGUGGGGAGUAGGUGCCGGAGACGGGGAACUCGGGAUGGCGGAGACCCUGGCAGGCUCUGGCGACUCGGGUUCUGGCACGGCCGCGGUUGGUCCGGGCGCCUCGGAGGCGGGGACGCGGCGGCUCAGCGAACUGCGGGUGAUCGACCUGCGGGCGGAGCUGAAGAAGCGAAACCUGGACACGGGCGGCAACAAGAGCGUCCUGAUGGAGCGACUCAAGAAGGCAGUUAAAGAAGAAGGGCAGGAUCCUGAUGAAAUUGGCAUCACAUUGGAAGCCACGAACAGGAAGACGGCAAAGAGAUGUGUUAAAGGACAGAAGAUAGAGGAAGAAGGCACAGAAGAUAAUGGCCUAGAAGAGGAUUCCCGAGACGGGCAGGAGGAUGUGGAAGCAAGUUUGGAGAGCUUGCAGAAUAUUGACAUGAUGGAUGUUAGUGUGUUAGAAGAAGCUGAAGUCGAGAACAGCAGUGCCCCAGACUUUGGGGAUGAUGGCACAGACAGCAUCCUCGAUUCCCUUUGUGAUAGCAAAGAGUAUGUGGCUGCACAGCUGAGUGAGCUUCCAGCUCAGCUCACAGAACAUGCUGUAGACGGGGAAGGCUUGGAGAGCACUUUGGAUGCUUCAUCGUUGGACUUCAAAGUACCUUCGGAUAUUGAAGAACCACUCUUGGAGCCAGAAAAUGAGAAAAUACUCGACAUUUUGGGGGAAACUUGUAAAUCUGAGCCAGUAAAAGAAGAAGGUUCCGAGCUGGAGCAGCCAUUUGCACAGGAUACAAGUAGCGUGGGGCCAGACAGAAAGCUUGCGGAGGAAGAGGACCUUUUUGGCAGCGGCCACCCGGAGGAGGGUGAUUUAGAUUUGGCCAGCGAGUCAACAGCACAAGCUCAGUGGAGCGAGGCAGACACCCUGUUAGCGGUAGUGAAAAGGGAGCCCGUGGAGCAGACAGGCGGUGACGAGAGGAUGGACUGUGAGCCUGUAGGGCUAGAGGAGCCAGUUGAGCAGAGUAGUAAAGCCUCAGAGCGCGCAGAAGCCUCUAGCGAGGAGGUCGCAGAAGCGCCCCAGGAAGCCUCAAGCCCAGACCCCAGAGAUAGCAAAGAAGACGUGAAGAAGUUUGCUUUUGAAGCUUGUAAUGAAGUCCCUCCGGCUCCUAAAGAGUCCUCAGCCAGUGAGGGCGCUGAUCAGAAAAUGAGUUCUUUUAAGGAAGAAAAAGAUAUAAAGCCAGUCAUUAAAGAUGAAAAAGGUCGUAUCAGCAGCAGUUCUGGUAGGAAUUUGUGGGUCAGUGGACUGUCCUCCACAACUCGAGCAACAGAUCUGAAGAACCUUUUCAGCAAGUAUGGAAAGGUUGUUGGCGCCAAAGUGGUGACCAAUGCCCGCAGUCCUGGGGCUCGUUGCUAUGGCUUUGUCACCAUGUCGACAUCUGAUGAGGCUACGAAAUGUAUCAACCAUCUCCACAGAACUGAGCUUCAUGGAAGAAUGAUCUCCGUAGAGAAGGCCAAAAACGAACCUGCUGGGAAAAAGCUGUCCGACAAAAAGGAGUGUGAAGUGAAGAAGGAAAAAGUAUCUAGUGUUGACAGACAUCAUCCUGUGGAGAUCAAAAUUGAAAAAACUGUAAUUAAGAAGGAAGAGAAGAUGGAGAAAAAGGAGGGGAAAAGGCCGGAAGACAUUAAGAAGGAAGAAAAAGACGAAGACGAGCUAAAACCAGGAACUACAAAUCGGUCCAGAGUCACCAAAUCAGGAAGCAGAGGAAUGGAACGGACAGUAGUAAUGGAUAAAUCAAAAGGAGAGCCUGUCAUUAGCGUGAAAACCACAAGCAGGUCAAAAGAAAGAAGCUCCAAGAGUCAGGAUCGAAAAUCAGAAAGCAAAGAGAAGAGAGACAUCUUGUCGUUUGACAAAAUCAAAGAGCAAAGGGAGCGAGAGCGCCAGAGGCAGUGGGAGCGGGAAAUCCGGGAGUCGGAGAGGCGGCGAGAGCGCGAGCAGCAGCAACGCCUGGAGGCCUGGAAGGAGAAGGCACGGCUGCACCGCCUGGAGGCCUGGAAGGAGAAGGCACGGCUGCACCGGGAGCGCCUGGAGCUUGAGUGCCAGCGUCACCUCCUGGAGUGGGAGCGCAUGGAGCGGGAACGGCUGGAACGAGAGCGUAUGCGAGUGGAGCGUGAGCGCAGGAAGGAGCAGGAGUGCAUUCAACGUGAGCGCGAGGAGCUGCGGCGUCAGCAGGAGCAACUGCGCUAUGAGCAGCGGCAGGGGCUCCGGAGGCCCCAUGAUGAUGGGAGGCGAGAUGAUGCCUAUUGGCCAGAAGGAAAACGUGUGGCCCUGGAGGACAGGUACCACCCAGACUUCCCUCGGUACGAUCACCGCUUCCACGACUUUGACCAUCGAAACCGAGGCCAGUACCAGGACCAUGCGGUCGACAGGAGGGAGGGCUCAAGGACAGUGAUGGGAGAGCGAGACGGACAGCACUACUCAGAUGACCGCCAUGGCCAUGGAGGACCACCAGAGCGCCAUGGCCGGGACUCUCGGGAUGGCUGGGGGGGCUACGGCUCAGACAAGAGAAUGACUGAGGGCCGGGGGCCACCACCUCCACCCAGGUUGCCUGCAUCACCCCAGUUAUGAACAUCUGUAUCACAAGGCCCCUGCCUGCUGAAGGAGACAUCCCUGAAGCCUUUCUUAGAUUUGUCCCCCUAGACCAGCGGUUCUCAACCUGGGGGUCGAACGACCCUUUCACAGGGGUCGCCUAAGACCAUCGGAAAACACAUAUAUAAUUACAUAUUGUUUUUGUGAUUAAUCACUAUGCUUUAAUUGUGUUCGAUUUGUAACAAUGAAAUUGGGGGUCACCACAACAUGAGGAACUGUAUUAAAGGGUCGCGGCAUUAGGAAGGUUGAGAACCACUGCCCUAGACAGUAGAGAAGCUUUACUCCCCCACAUCUACACACACACACCCCAAAGUUGUCUUUAGGAAUUUUGAAGGCCAGCAUCUUGGAUACCAGAAGGUUCUACUUUAUCUCUCGUGGGGUUUCAGGUGUUCAGUCUGAUAGAUUAAUGGAAAGUGUGCUCCCCGAGUGACCUACUUAGCACUCCGUCUUUAACAUUUAAACCAUUUUCCUUAAAUUGCUGUGGGAAAAACAAAUGAGAGAACUCUCUUUCUCAGACUGGAGAUAGCCCUGAACAGCAUCACUGCAUGAUUGGGCACUGUCACCUGUAGGCAGAUAUUGGAAACUUUCGGGUCUCUUUGGGGAGCAGUUUUGCAUUUGCCCUCCUAGACGUGUUGGGGGCUCUGGUGGAUUCCUAGUCCUUGCCUCUGAGCACUGGUCAGCCCGGUGGCCAGUACACUUGUCAUUCUAGACUCAGCCUUGGUCUUAUCAUUCCUGGACAGUCAUGAUGACUGCUGGGACCAUAUUUGGAUUUUAAUCUCCCAGAAUUUCUGCCUGAAACAGUUUUUUUAAAAAUAUGUUUUUAUUGAUUUUAGAGAGAGGGGCAGGGAAAGGGAUAGAAAGAGAGAAACACAGAUUGGCUUUCUCCUACACGAUCCCUACUGGGGAUUGAGCCCACAACCUGGGCAUGUGACCUGACUGGGAAUCAACCGGUGACCUCUUGGUACAUUGGUUGACACUCAAACCACUGAGCCACACCAGCCAGCCUCUUUUUCAAACAGCUUUUUUGAGACAUAGUUCACAUGCCGUAUAGUUCACCCAUUUAAGGUGUACAAUUCGCCGUAGCAGGUUUGGCUUAGUGGAUAGAGCAUCGGCCUGUGGACCAAAGGGUUCCGGGUUUGAUUCCCGUCAAGGGCACGUACUGGUUGCAGACUCCUCCCCGGC
Molecule: messenger RNA, 3894 nt
Organism: Myotis myotis
Lineage: Eukaryota; Metazoa; Chordata; Mammalia; Chiroptera; Vespertilionidae
Gene: SAFB2
Product: scaffold attachment factor B2
Exons: 19
Coding region: 130-2691 (853 amino acids)
Biological process (GO): regulation of transcription by RNA polymerase II; regulation of androgen receptor signaling pathway; regulation of mRNA processing
Cellular component (GO): nucleus
Molecular function (GO): sequence-specific DNA binding; RNA binding
Source: RefSeq, a predicted model, not a curated record